CCACAGCCGUCGACGCCGGACCCCGCGCCCGCACCAUGGCGGUCCCCAGCCUCGCCUGCUGCCUGCUCGGCCUCCUGGCGCUGACCUCCGCCUGCUACAUCACCAACUGCCCCGUGGGCGGCAAGCGGGCCGUGCUGGACCUGGACGUGCGCGAGUGCCUCCCCUGCGGCCCCGGGGGCAAGGGGCGCUGCUUCGGGCCCAGCAUCUGCUGCGGGGACGAGCUGGGCUGCUUCGUGGGCACCGCCGAGGCGCUGCGCUGCCAGGAGGAGACCUACCUGCCGUCGCCCUGCCAGUCGGGCCACAGGCCCUGCGGGGACGAGGGCCGCUGCGCCGCCGACGGCAUCUGCUGCAGCCCCGACGGCUGCCGCACCGACCCCGCCUGCGACCCCUAGGCCGCCUCCAGCGCUGAGGACCGCGCCCCGGACCUCGGACCUCGGGCGCAGCCCUCGCUCCCUCCGCAGCCACUCCCGAAAGAAUGAAAAUAAACGAAUGCACCUUCC
Molecule: messenger RNA, 500 nt
Organism: Myotis myotis
Lineage: Eukaryota; Metazoa; Chordata; Mammalia; Chiroptera; Vespertilionidae
Gene: OXT
Product: oxytocin/neurophysin I prepropeptide
Exons: 3
Coding region: 36-392 (118 amino acids)
Cellular component (GO): secretory granule; extracellular region
Molecular function (GO): neurohypophyseal hormone activity
Source: RefSeq, a predicted model, not a curated record